AGGUGCAGGGCCGCGGCCUCGCGCAAGACGCAUCAGAACCGGAGGGGGCGACUCUUCCCCUCCCCCCUCAGGUCGGUCCGCUCAGGCUUUGCCUCCAGUGUCAUGGCGCAAAGCUGAGGGCGGGACCGAGCACCACGUGUGAUCAGCCCUCUCGCGCCAGGCGCGCUCGCCCGGCGUCCUCCCCGUCCCCAUCAUGCAGCGCGCACACGUUCCGCCGCUCAGACUCUGAGUUGCUCGCCGAAGCGGUGGAGGCGGGGCUGGAAGGAAGAUGGCGACGCUGGUGCUGGAUAACGGCGCCUAUAAUGCCAAGAUCGGCUACAGCCACGCGCACGUCAGUGUUAUUCCCAACUGCCAGUUUAGAUCAAAAACAGCACGCCUGAAAACUUUUACAGCCAAUCAACUGGAUGAAAUUAAAGAUCCCUCCGGACUCUUUUACAUUCUCCCUUUUCAGAAGGGUUACUUGGUGAACUGGGAUGUUCAGAGACAAGUUUGGGAUUACCUUUUUGGGAAGGAAAUGUAUCAGAACCAGGUUUUGUUGCAUGAAGGAGACAGUUACAAAAGUGGAAGAAGGGCUGAGAUUUACAUUGUGGACUUUGUAGAUACAAAUAUUAUUGUUACUGAACCUUAUUUUAACUUCAGUUCAAUACAAGACUCUAUGAAUGAAAUUUUAUUUGAAGAAUAUCAGUUUCAAGCAGUUCUUAGAGUAAAUGCUGGGGCUCUCAGUGCACAUAGAUAUUUUCGGGACAAUCCAUCCGAGCUAUGUUGUAUCAUUGUGGACAGUGGCUACUCCUUUACACAUAUUGUACCUUACUGCAGAAGUAAAAAGAAAAAAGAGGCAAUUAUUAGGAUUAAUGUUGGAGGAAAGCUCUUAACCAAUCAUCUAAAGGAGAUAAUCUCUUACAGGCAGCUGCACGUUAUGGAUGAAACUCAUGUAAUUAAUCAAGUGAAAGAAGAUGUAUGUUAUGUGUCUCAGGAUUUUUACAAGGAUAUGGAGAUUGCUAAGUUGAAAGGGGAAGAAAAUACAGUAAUGAUAGACUAUGUUUUGCCAGACUUCAGCACAAUCAAAAAAGGGUUUUGUAAGCCAAGGGAAGAAAUGGUGUUAAGUGGAAAAUACAAGACUGGGGAACAAAUACUUCGUCUAGCAAAUGAGAGAUUUGCUGUUCCAGAAAUUCUCUUCCAUCCUUCAGAUAUUGGCAUUCAAGAAAUGGGAAUUCCUGAAGCCAUUGUUUAUUCAAUUCAGAAUUUGCCUGAAGUGUUGGGAGAGGAGGGAAUAACUCAUGCUGGCAAAUGAGGCCACUGAAUCUUAAAAAUGAAAACUAAUCACCCUUCUGGCUGUGUUGUAUUCUGUGGAAGCAACAAUUGUAACAUGACAAUGCACAUGUUACUAGGUAUGUAGAUACAUUUCUAAUUAAUAUGGCCAAACUUCUGCAGGGGAAAAUGUUCAUGACUAUGUGGUGUCACUUCACAGCUGUAGCAUCAGAGCCACAAAACUACUUUCAUUCUAAAAAUAUGAAAAUUAAAAUCUCUUGUACGUUGAUCCUAUUUCUUUCCCAUAAACUGGGCUGUUUGAGAGCAUUCAUGAAAUCCAACAUUUUUAAAUACAUUUCUAAAAGACAAAUUUUGAAAGCCUCACAAAGCAGAGGAAAACUAAUGAAAGUUUUCAUAUUUAAAAAGAGUGCAGUUCAUCAAAUUCACCUGUCACACCAGAAAACUAGUUUCACACUUGUGAUUAUCACCUAAUUAGUGGAGCCUCUUGGUAUGUGCACAUCCUAUGGCUUACAGUUAUCCAUGCAAUACCCUUUAUCUAAAUAUAACCAGUAUGUAUUUAAUAUAUUUAGAACAUUAUCUAAAGUGUAGUUAAAAACAUUAGUUUUAAUUCUUGUCCACUUUAACUUAAUGUACAUGAAGAAAUUGGAGAAUCUUAAGCUAAAUACAUCUAUUUUGGUUUUGUUUAAAGAAAUGCAGCCUCACUUCUUCAAGAAUAUUGUACUGACUGGGGGAAAUACCCUUUUCCCAGGCUUCAGGGAUCGAGUCUAUUCUGAAGU
Messenger RNA from Gopherus flavomarginatus (Mexican gopher tortoise), 2045 nucleotides. It is a transcript of the gene ACTR6, whose product is annotated as actin related protein 6. Gene Ontology annotation, molecular function: nucleosome binding. The record is from RefSeq and is a predicted model, not a curated record. Lineage: Eukaryota; Metazoa; Chordata; Testudines; Testudinidae. Bases 269 to 1291 code for a protein of 340 amino acids. Gene Ontology annotation, cellular component: Swr1 complex. The transcript has 11 exons.